AUGGAACCCUUGCUCCAACUCUUCUGCUUCGCCAACUCCAUGGACGUAUUUCUUAUGACCGUGGGCGCUCUGUCAGCGUUUGCGACAGGCGCCGCCAUCCCGCUCCCCAUUCUCUUGAUUGGGAACGGCGUGUCGGCACUCAAUCCCACUGAGGGUGGACAUAGUCUCUUGGCCCAAGUAACGUACAUAUCGCUGAAACUCGUGUGGAUGGGGAUCGGCGCCACCGUCACGGGGGGUUCCUUCAAGUCAUGUGCUGGUCCAUCACGGCGUCGCGGCAGUCCCAACGCAUGCGACAAGCGCUUCGACGUCAACGACUCUGCAACAUUCGCCACGACAGUCUCCAACACGUCUACACUCAUCCAGGACGGAGUCGCUGUGGGGAUAGAAGCUAGGCGGGCGAUCCUCAGGUUCACGCCCGUGAUCGCCCGCAGCGUCGUCGCAGAAGAGGCUCUGUCCAACAUGCGCACAAUCCACAUAUUCAACGCCGUGGCCGCGACCUCGGACAAGUACAGCAUGGCCUUAAUCGUGGCCGAAGCUGCUGACAUUCGAAAGGGGCUCGUGGCGGUCGCUGCGUCGGCAGCAGUUGCUACGACGGCGGCGCCGGCUUGGUCUGGAUCAUCACAGGUGCCAUGUCGAUGGGGCAAGCGGGGCCGUGCAUUGAAGCCAUUGUCACGCUGCCGCCUGUACACGAUCAUCGACCGGCCGUCGUUGAUCGAUCCAAUGGCCGCGGACGGACGGCACCAUGUUGGGCGCGAUCGAUCGUCCAAGUGGGCCAGGGGUACAUCCUUCGUAUUGCGACGGGGGCGACGGGCGGUCCCAGCGGGCCCAAGUGCAAGCCGCCACCAAGAUGGCCACUACGCGUUCGAGGACUGGACACGACUGUGGGUGAACGGGGGGGCGCAGUUGAGUGGUGGGCAGAAGCGGCGCAUCACCCUCAUCGUCCGCGUCAUGAUCAAGAACCCCGCGGUGCUGACCAGUUUAGAUGCCCCCUUGACGCUCAAGAACCGCACGACCGUCAUCGUGGCCCCAUCCAUUCAACACACAGACUUCAUCGCCGUGUACGCCGGCGGCGGCAUCGUCGAGCUCGGCAUGCGUGACCAACUCCUGCAGUUGCCGAGGGGUGGCGUUUACCGAACCCUUGUGUCCAAACAAAUGUAG
Messenger RNA from Aphanomyces astaci, 1158 nucleotides. RefSeq lists its product as hypothetical. The record is from RefSeq and is a predicted model, not a curated record. Gene Ontology annotation, cellular component: membrane. Lineage: Eukaryota; Oomycota; Saprolegniomycetes; Saprolegniales; Verrucalvaceae. The transcript has 7 exons. The coding region runs from base 1 to 1158 and encodes 385 amino acids. Gene Ontology annotation, molecular function: ATPase-coupled transmembrane transporter activity; ATP binding.